GCCGAAGGGGAAUAAUGUCCUUUGAGAGAUUCUCACAUUGCCCUUGGGACUGGAUGUUAACAAACUCAGGUGGAGAAUGCAGUGUGAGUCAUGCUUCUUCUUGCCUCCUGGCUUCCUUUUGUAGAUUUCCAGUUAUGACAUCUCCCCCAAUUACGGCAUCGUCACUUUUGCCACCCAUAGCAAAGAGGUUUUGAACACAAUGAAUCCAAACAGCAGUGAUGCGGCCUGGGUGAUUGAACUAAUGGAAAAAGUCAAACUUACCGACCAUAGGCAAAAGCCAGGAACCAACAUCAACAAAGGCCUGCAAGCUGUCUAUGAAAUGAUGGUCUCUCAGGAAGCUGAUGAAAGGAGACGUAAAUUAAUCCCUCCUCCUAUUUCCAAUUCCACACGCCAUGUGAUCAUCCUCAUGAGUGAUGGUGACUACAACAUGGGUGGUGAUCCAAUUUCUGUCAUUAGGGACAUUAAGGAGUUCCUCAGGAUAGGGAAAUCCCGUUCGAAUCCCCGCAAUGAAUACUUGGGUAAGUCCUGAUGAUGCAUAGAUUGG
Messenger RNA from Python bivittatus (Burmese python), 544 nucleotides. The record is from RefSeq and is a predicted model, not a curated record. NCBI's taxonomy places the organism in Eukaryota, Metazoa, Chordata, Lepidosauria, Squamata, Pythonidae.